Cygnus atratus (black swan) is the source of this 972-nucleotide messenger RNA. It is a transcript of the gene KCTD6, whose product is annotated as potassium channel tetramerization domain containing 6. Gene Ontology annotation, biological process: protein homooligomerization. The record is from RefSeq and is a predicted model, not a curated record. NCBI's taxonomy places the organism in Eukaryota, Metazoa, Chordata, Aves, Anseriformes, Anatidae. The transcript is spliced from 3 exons. Bases 149 to 862 code for a protein of 237 amino acids. Gene Ontology annotation, molecular function: protein binding.
GCCCCCGCCCCCGCCGCCGCCGCCGCCGCCGCCGCCGGGCCCUGCGCGGAGCCGGGAGCUGCGCCCGGAGAUAAUAGGAGGUGAGCUGCAUAUCCUUUCGACAACCUUCGGUUAAACUUGGAGUACCACGGCUCAAGCAAUUGAACAGAUGGAUAAUGGAGACUGGGGAUAUAUGAUGACUGAUCCAGUCACGCUAAAUGUGGGUGGACACAUGUAUACGACAUCCCUCACCACUCUAACGAGAUAUCCUGACUCGAUGCUUGGGGCCAUGUUCAGGGGAGACUUCCCCACCGCCAGGGACUCUCAGGGCAAUUACUUCAUUGACAGGGAUGGACCACUUUUCCGUUACGUUCUUAACUUUUUAAGGACCUCAGAGCUAACUUUGCCACUGGACUUCAAGGAGUUUGACCUGCUUCGGAAGGAGGCGGACUUCUAUCAGAUCGAACCGCUCAUUCAGUGUCUCAAUGACCCCAAGCCUCUGUAUCCUGUGGAUACCUUCGAGGAGGUGGUGGAGCUGUCCAGCACCCGCAAGCUGUCCAAGUACUCCAACCCGGUGGCUGUAAUCAUCACGCAGCUCACUAUCACCACAAAAGUCCAUUCCUUACUGGAGGGCAUUUCAAACCACUUCACCAAGUGGAAUAAGCAUAUGAUGGACACCAGGGACUGCCAGGUUUCCUUCACUUUUGGGCCUUGUGACUACCACCAAGAAGUGUCGCUCCGAGUCCAUCUGAUGGAGUACAUCACAAAGCAAGGCUUCACGAUCAGGAAUACCAGAGUUCAUCAUAUGAGCGAGCGUGCCAAUGAAAACACAGUGGAGCAUAACUGGACUUUCUGUAGACUGGCACGGAAAACAGAUGACUGAUUCUGACUCCGCAGGAGCCAUUUCAGUGAUCAGCAACUUAAUUGAACAGUAAACCCAAGAGAGCCUGGAUUUUGACUAAAGCAACAAUGUGGUCUUUUUUUAUACGAGUA